Drosophila busckii is the source of this 3258-nucleotide messenger RNA. RefSeq lists its product as uncharacterized. Bases 56 to 2851 code for a protein of 931 amino acids. The transcript has 8 exons. The record is from RefSeq and is a predicted model, not a curated record. NCBI's taxonomy places the organism in Eukaryota, Metazoa, Arthropoda, Insecta, Diptera, Drosophilidae.
GGAAGCCUAUACUUAUCUGCUUGUAACGCUAAAUCUGACGCUUGCAUUAGUAGUAAUGUUUUUCAACUGUCUCUGCUGCAAAAAGCGAACUCCAAAAAAUGAUCUUCUCGGACUGGAGGGCAUGGUCAAGCUGCACCCUGAAGAGCUGACUGUGUGCAACAAUGCGAAUGCAACAAAUGCCAACAACAGUCUGGUGCGUAACAGUGAGUCACAGGCGGAGCUUAAUGCAUCUACGGUCUCAAAUGCUGAUUCAGAAAAGCGAUCAAGCACAGCAGCGCAUCGCAGCUUGCCGGACAUACCCGUUGCGGAAAGCAAUGAUAAUGGUUCGGAAUUGUAUGAGACUGUGGCUGACAAGCAGCUAGCCAAUGCGCAUAAUCAAAGUCCACAACCUAGCCUUAAAAAGCAGACGAGCGUUUCACAGCACAGCUCUAUAAGUCAGGCAGACGAUGUUAGUUCACCGUAUUCACGUGUCAAGGGCUUACCACACGAUUAUGCCAAAGUGCGUGCCACUGAGCAUCCCUAUGCACAACUAAAUGCGCCGUCCACAUCCAGUUCAGCAGCUGCUGCGGCUGCUGCAGUGACAGCUACAACCAGCGCCAAGGCAGCCAGCUUACAACAUAACGCUGAGCCUGCGCAGUCAGUGAAUGAAACGCACACAACGCAGGAAAUACCUGCAGCCUCAGCCAUAGCAGGAAUGAUAUCGGCCAGUCAGGAUUUGCCGUAUAUGACGCCACCGCCACCUAUAGCCAAUCAGCAUUUCAGCGGCGACUCACAAGACUCUUCAAAGGGUUAUACAAGCAUCAGUGUACGUGAACCUUUGGCCAAUAUAUUAGCUCAACAGCCCACAAGCAAACUCACAGCUAGAACUGCAACGCUGACGCGUGAUGUCAACGACUCACACUAUGCCACAGUUUCAGAUGAUUCAGAUGAGACUUACGCGGCUAUAGAGGAUCCCAAUAACCGCCACAUGCAAAAUGCUGCUGAUAUUUACACAAGCGGAUCUGAAACAUACGCACAAAUACAGCCAAUGCAGUCUAAUCCUAUUGUUGUAUCCGUGGAGAUAAACAAUAGCAGCAGUUUGACAGCAGGAGGUGCUACAGCCGCUGGCAGCGCAGCUCUUCGUGCGAGCAACAGUAGCACCGGUAAUAUGGAGCACAUGCCCGUGCCACCGCCAGUAGAUAGCUUGCGCGCACAGAUGCACUCGCGACAGGCUUCCUCAUCGUCCUCAGUGUGUAAUUUAGGCUCGCCAAAACCGGAAAAACGUCAGGCGAAUUCUCCAUUGCCGCCCACGCCCAAGGCGAGCUUAAGUCAGGCGCAGCAUCAUCUGCAUGCGGCCACAAGUAGCAGCAAUCUGGCAUCUGGUCGCAGCUCUAUUAUAUCCAUAGUUGAAGCAGGUGGCGAUGGCCACGACUCCAAUGAGGCUAGCGAGUCAUCACCACAGCGUAAGCACAGUAAAAGCUUGAGUCCAUCCAAGGAUAUUGAGGGCAAUCGCAAUUUAGAGGGCAUGUACGCAAAGGUGAUGAAAAAACACAAGUUCUCGACUCAUCAGCCAGAACUAGGUAUUAGUCCGCUGGAUAACGCAGCGGCAGCGCUGCUUAUGAACUCACAGCAACAGCUAACAACGCCAGCAACGGAGAAGAGUCGUUCCCGCAGCAAUAGUUAUACGGCCAAAGAUCAUGGCUAUGAGACUAUACCGGCCAAUGGACAAACACAAACGCAAAACCAAAUGCCACAUGAGAACCGCAAAUCAGAUUGCUAUGCGGCGAACAUGUUGCAAAAGGAACGACAAAAGGAUGCAGCUGCUGGCACAACACUCGCACACAAUAGCAGCCAGAGCAGCCUACAGCUUAAACCCACCACGCCCACCAAUAACAGCAGCAGCACAAAGCACUAUGAGACUAUAAAAAGCCCGCCGCAUCAGUCGAACAACGAUCCUGGCUACGAGCAACUGCAAGCGCAGGCACCCAACGAUGAUGAUGCCAAAAAGUCCGAUUAUGAUCCCAACUAUGAGGUGCUCAAGAGUCGUGCACAUUCGGAUGAUGGCUAUGCCAAGGUGCUGGAAAAGAAACGUCCAACUGGAGAUGCUGUAGAUGGUGGCUACAGCACUAUACCAGGUGCUGAUGCCAAUCACAAUUAUGCCAGCAUAUUGGAAACUAAAGCUGCAGCGAUAGCAGCAACAACUACAAGUGAAUCAGAUCAUUAUGCAUCCAUUGGCGAACAUGUGAGCACUUCCCCACUGCGACAGCACUUGGCUUUGCUGGAGAAAGUCACACAAGAAAUGCCUGAGCUGCCAAAAGAUAUGCUAAAGCUAAAUUUUUUAUCGGAUCAGCUGGAUAAGCCCACCAUGCCGCGAGAAAAACGCAACGAAUUGUGGCAGGAGCACAUGAAGCUGCAGCAAACUCAACUGCUGCAGGAAAAUACAAGCGCUGAACAUAUGGCCUACUGGUUGGAGCAUAUGCAGCAUAUAAGCAAGUUACUAGAGGCUGAGUUGCAUGCAACACCACUGCCCAGUAGUCUAUCCAUGAUAACAGUGACCAGCACCACUAUUAGCUCACAACUGACACCACUGGGCUCCCAAUAUGAAUCGCUAACAGGCACGGGCAGUGAAACAGAUCCCAACUAUGAGUCGGUUUGUUAUUUAAGUGCCAGCACAACAACUAUCACAACAACAGCAGCGACAACAAGCAGCAAUAGUAACAGCAACAGCAACAGCAACAGUAGCAAUAGCAACUCAGAGAAUGCUUAUGAGCGUCUGGAGUCUGGCAACAAUACACAGGCCAGUAGUCCACUUAGCUCUGAUGUGCCUACGCCCAGUGAGCAGCUCGUAGUGGACGAUUACUUUCAAGUGUAGCUGUAAUUGUAGUUAUAACUCUUUAUGCAUUGAGCUGGAUCUCGUUGAACUUUUAUAGAAAUCUCUCAACAGUUUUGCUUAGCAAUAACGCAUUCUUUACUUGCAACGCACAUAUCAUUGGACGCACAGCGCUCAGCAAUUUCUUGAUUAAAGUUCAUAGACCCCCACACUUAAUGCUCUCUGGCUAGCCUUAGCUUUAAGUUUAUAAUUACCAACACACAACAACAAAAAAACACAAUUUUUAUGUACAAAAUAUUUGUAUGUUUAAUGCAACAAUUACGUGACUUUUUAGCUCUGAUAUGUAUUAUCAGUUAAUGCAAGUCUAAAGAUUCCAGUGCGUCCUAGUUUUUGUUUUAAUUGAUAAGCUUUUGCAUUAUUUAUAGCAUUGAGAUAUUAAAACAAAAUGU